CGGAAAUCUCUAGUAAACAAUUUACAUAAUUUAAAUGGUUGUGUAUUAAAUUAAGAUAUUAGUUAGGCAAAUGAACGCAAAAUGACCUAGUUUGCCGAACCACUAUGCUAUUUAAUCAGUUUUCAUAUCCCUUUAUCUAUACUUGCCCAUCGUAUAUGUUUGUAAACUUUUAAGUUACACUGCAGACAAUGACAACAGGAGAGCAUCAGUUUAAUUAAACUGGACGCGUAUUUUUCGUGAGGCAACAUAUACAUUUAAACAGGAAUUCAAACUUACAUUUUGUGCAGAAGGAUAAAAUUAAAUUAUGACGGAUGUAAAUUUAUCUGCAAUACUUUACAAAAAGCUUGAUCUCCGCUUGGAAGAGAGGCCGAUACCAGAGCCUGCUAAGGGAGAGGUACAGUUAUGUAUGCAGAAAGUUGGAAUUUGUGGUUCAGAUGUACACUACUGGCAGCACGGUCGUAUUGGUGACCGGUUCAUUGUGACAGGACCCAUGCUUCUAGGGCAUGAAUGCAGUGCAGUAGUAACCAAAGUAGGAGAAGGGGUAUCCCAUCUUAAAGUUGGAGAUCGAGUUGCUAUAGAGCCACAUGGGGUGUGUCGCACAUGUGAACAAUGCAAAAGUGGGCGGUAUAACCUCUGUCCGAAUGUGUUCUUCUUAGCCACGCCUCCUGACAGUGGAGCACUAGCAAGAUAUCACGUGCAUGGAGCAGAUUUUGUAUUCAA
Molecule: messenger RNA, 720 nt
Organism: Ruditapes philippinarum (Manila clam)
Lineage: Eukaryota; Metazoa; Mollusca; Bivalvia; Venerida; Veneridae
Product: sorbitol dehydrogenase-like
Exons: 4
Biological process (GO): D-sorbitol catabolic process
Molecular function (GO): L-iditol 2-dehydrogenase (NAD+) activity
Source: RefSeq, a predicted model, not a curated record